Sparassis crispa is the source of this 498-nucleotide messenger RNA. RefSeq lists its product as hypothetical. The coding region runs from base 1 to 498 and encodes 165 amino acids. Lineage: Eukaryota; Fungi; Basidiomycota; Agaricomycetes; Polyporales; Sparassidaceae. The record is from RefSeq and is a predicted model, not a curated record. The transcript is spliced from 2 exons.
AUGCCAGCUAAGAAAGGUAAAAACUGUGCCUUGUCGUCGACGACCACGUCAUCCAAGGUGUCGUUCUUCUCUGGACGAACUGCCGCCUUGAAAAAACUAUCUGCCAAGGUGUUCGAGAGUCACGCACACAAGACGGAUGGCCCCAACCUCCGGAAACCAAAGAUAGCAAAAUUGACAGAGAAGCAACGUUGUCGAGCUCUGGCUAUAUGGAACGAGUGGAUGAACGAAGUCCAUCCCACCGUCGAUCCCAACCAAGUGUGGGUGGACUUAUGCCGCCAGGACGCCACAGCCAUGCAGUACUGCAAGACGUUCCUGCAGAUCCACGUCGAAACCUCCGUCUAUCAGCAUGUUCUGCUUGACGAUGCUGAUGGCAGGGAAGAGAUCGAAGAGCGGUCCAUAAAAUCCUCUAGAUCGCUAAACACCUUUUGGAAGUCAUUGAUAGCUGCAGCUGAUGACGAGAUCUUGCUACCGAUGAGAGAGAACCCGGACAGCUAUUGA